AUGAAUGCUUAUGCAUGUAAUAUAUUUUAAUAUUAUAAUAGAUCAUUAGAACAAAAUGAAAUUAUUGAAAUCCUAAAUAAUUUCCCUAUAGGCUUAUAGGAAACAUCUCACCAAAUUGAAAAUCCAUUUGGUUACAAUGUCUUAAAUUCAUGAUUGUGAUAAUGUUUCCCUAUUUAAUUCUAGAAUUUUUCCUACUUUAGUAAUAGGCAAUAGGGUUAAAUCUUCUAUCCAAUUAGGAAAAUCAGCUAUUCUCCAAAUGCUCCCUAAAUUCUAAUAACUUGUUAGAAGUUAGAGGAUGGAAUUGGAAUGGAAUAGCCAAUUCUAAUAAAAGAGUGAAAGGAUCCCUAGUUCUUUUACUAAUCAAGUGAAAAUAUAUAAAAUGGGUUAAACAUAAUCUAUGAUAUAUUUAAGAAUCAAAAUUAUUCAAUCCAGAUAUUUUAGAACCAAAUUUACCAAAGGAACCUCGUCAAUAGAUUUAAUAUCUCUAUAAUAAUAAUUUGAUCAAAGCAUUUAUAAAUUAUAAGCUAAUAAUAAGUACAUUAUUAUAGAAUAUUGA
Paramecium primaurelia is the source of this 556-nucleotide messenger RNA. The record is from the annotation of a GenBank genome assembly. Lineage: Eukaryota; Ciliophora; Oligohymenophorea; Peniculida; Parameciidae.